GUUUGUGUGUGUGUUUGGAGGCUCAGUGUGUGCUGCUGCAGCUGGGAAAAAGAUUUUUAAACUGGCACAAGUCUAGAGCUUUUUAGAGAGGAGCUCAUUCUACAGCCUUGACACUGGAAGAGAGAAAGAGAGAGUGUGUGUCUGUGUGGGAAAGAGAGAGAGGGGGAGAGAAGGAAACUGUGGGACAGAAAUCUCUUUUCAACAGACUGUAAGCACAGAUUCUCUUAGUUGCUGUGAGGACCGGUGAACUUAUUGCUACGGCUUAUCCUGCUGCAUUAUUUAACCUCCAUCUGCAUUUGUUAUGGGUGUACAGUGAGUACAAACAAAUAAAAGGAAUUUACAUUUACUGAGCAAACAGCAGGGACCAUUAACCUCUGGCACCUUGUCAGGAGAGGACUGUGGUUCUCCUGAAAGUUUGGGCACAAGGAUCCAUCAUCAUGGCAGACAACAUGACUCAGGAAUCUGAGUACCUGCCUGGGAAGGAAGAGGUAGACUGGGGCUACGAGGCAGGGGUGGAAUGGGGCCUGCUCUUUCCAGAGGCUAAUGGGGAGAAUCAGUCCCCCAUAAACUUGAACUCCAGAGAAGCACGUUAUGACCCCAGGCUGCUAGAGGUGUGCCUAACACCCAACUACGUGGUUUGCCGGGACUGUGAGGUCAUCAAUGAUGGGCAUACCGUGAGGAUCAUGCUCAAAUCCAAAUCAGUGGUGACAGGAGGUCCUCUCCCCAGUGACCACGAGUACGAGCUCCAUGAAGUGCGUUUCCACUGGGGCAAGGAGAACCAGAGGGGUUCUGAACACACUGUCAACUUCAAGGCUUUUCCCAUGGAGCUCCACCUCAUCCACUGGAACAGCACACUGUUUAACAGUGUCGAGGAGGCCAUGGGGAAGAAGAAAGGCAUCCUCAUCAUCGCUCUCUUCGUGCAGAUUGGAAAGGAGCACCUCGGCCUGAAGGCUAUUACGGAGGUGCUGCAGGACCUGCAGUAUAAGGGAAAGACAAAAAUAAUACCAUGUUUCAAUCCAAAUACAUUGCUACCUGAUCCUCUAUUAAGAGACUACUGGGUGUAUGAAGGAUCUUUAACAACACCUCCAUGCAGUGAAAAAGUCACCUGGAUCCUUUACCGUUAUCCAUUAACUAUCUCACAAAUGCAGAUUGAGGAAUUUCGACGGCUGAGGUGCCACAUCAAAGGGGCAGAGCUCCCCGAGGGCAGUGAUGGGAUGUUGGGUGACAACUUCCGACCCACACAGCCUCUUAGUGACCGAGUAGUGAGGGCAGCCUUCCAGUAGCCCCUGGUGCCCCCAAACCACCUUUAUCCUCCGCAGCAAGUGAAGAACAAUUUGAUGAAGGAGGCAGAAUGAACCCACUAAGUGAACAUGGAUUGCAUGCUAUUGUAGUCAAAAGGGCACCAAUCCAUACUUUGAGCCUGGCAGUAACGGUUGGCACAGAUAGCUCCGGCUUUGAACUCUACCAUGAGAUACAGCAGCGCUGGGUCCCACAGGAGCUGUCAGAACCAGCACAUGAAGAUACUGCUCAAUAAAAUCUCACCAUUCCCACAUCUUUAUAAAUGUGCAGAAAUUUACAUCGAAUGGAAAGAACUGAAGCUCUGUCAGCAUAUGUCAUGGUUUGUUGUCACCUGAUAUAAAUUGUCUGAGUUCUUUGUGAAUCCCGGUCAUACGUUAUAUUAUAGUCAUAUCCAAUAAAGAAGAGAAACAAAAUGGAAUAUAAAGAUUACUUGUAGGACACUUUAUUAAAGAUGUACUGAACAAACACAUGCAGUAAAACAGCAUUUGCUUAGUCAUACUAGUGUGGUUUACUAAUAUAAUGGAAUCUAUGUUCUAUAGGUAAUAAUAUAAAUUAAACACAUUUUUUUCCUUACGUUGCUAAGCAUUUUAGAGUUUCAACGUUUUACACCUUUCAGACCAUCUCACAUUGUUUAUACUGAAUGUAAAUUUUUCACAUUUUCUCACUGUAACACACAGGAUCACUGUUUCAGUCUACAUUUCUGGUCAUUUUAGUUUUGCAAGGCAUAUUGCAAUUUAAAAAGCAUGUUGCAUAAUAUUUGCUGUUUGUAGAUGAGAACAAAAUUUGGUGUUCGGGAGCCAUUUAUUGAUGUUAUAUUGUAGAACCUAUUUAAAAUUGCUUCCACUUGCCACCAGAAAGAAGUCCAAUACAGCAUCAAACCGAAACAUCUCCACCAAUCCCAGGAGCACUUUCCCUUUAAUGUUUAUAUUAAGCUUUUCAAUCACUUUAGGUUUAGUUUGUAUUUUCACAUGCAGAAUCUGCAUCUGAUGUGUUCUGUCUAAUGUGUUUUAGUUCAACUUUGUCAUUAGAUUUGUGAGUUAUCUCAGCAAAGCCUGACCAAUACGUGCAGUGUGUCUUAAUUUAGCAGAAUGAAUAUCCAGUAUAAUACACAGAAAGGUGAAAGCUGUGCAGUUCUUUAUAUAAGCCAGACAGAAGCGAUUGCACAAUAAAUAAAAAGUAAAAAAGAUAUUUAAAUUUACAUUUAGCAGAUGCUUGUCCAGAUCAACUGACAGAAGUGCUUGGUCAUCUCUGUGGAAGGUUUUUUAAUGCUAGUACAAUCUAAGCCAGAUGUCAUUUAAGGAGACCUGUCAGCCAUGUUUAGUCAGUUGAAUUCAGAAUAUUUUAGUCCACUUUAAUGGUUUGUUUUAACAGUGCUUUAUACAUUUGCAGAGUUUUGAAAUUUGUGCAUUCAAAUAUUAGUUUACUAAAUUGUAAACUACCAAAUUAAAGUGUAAAUUACUAA
Molecule: messenger RNA, 2761 nt
Organism: Electrophorus electricus (electric eel)
Lineage: Eukaryota; Metazoa; Chordata; Actinopteri; Gymnotiformes; Gymnotidae
Gene: ca8
Product: carbonic anhydrase 8 (inactive)
Molecular function (GO): carbonate dehydratase activity; zinc ion binding
Source: RefSeq, a predicted model, not a curated record